AUGGGUACUUUUCGUCAGCAACUCGUCUUCCUGUUAUCCCUACUGGUAUUCGCUCAUGCUAUGGAAAAGGAAGGAAGAUCCCACUACAUAGAAGAUACAGAGAAGCAUCACCACGUAGCAAAUGGCACAGAAGCUGCUACUAAAGAAGUUGGAACCAGUAGAAAGAAUCCCUUCAGUGGGCUUGGUAACAUGUUGGGAGCGUUUGGAGGUGGAUCCAGCAGUGCUGCGGCUGGGGGAUCUAGCAGUGCUCCAGGAGGCACCAGUCCUGUUUUGAGUCUUCAGCAAGGUUUGCAAGGCAUUCAAAACAUGCAAAGAUUCAUCGUCAAGCUGCAAAGCAUUAUGAAGCAUCCAUUUAGCUUCCGCGGCGUGUCUGAUACCAUGGCAACACUAACUGGACUUUUAGCAGCAGUUGGUGGAGGAUACUUGACCUAUGUGAGCAUGGUGGCACUGUUCGGAAACAUGAUGGAUCCUCAGAACACAGCUCAUCAGUAUGCUUAUUCCGCCCCGCCUCAUCAAUAUGCCCCUCCUCAACAUUUAAAUUUGGCUGCUUCCCAUCAAGUACCAGCUUACAAUAGAAGGCAAUCGAAUUCAGACAGCAGCAAUUUUUUCUUUGGAUCAUACGAUAUUGGCAAGAUGCUUAAGUCUGUCACGAAUUUCAACUAUCCCGAAGCCUCCUUCCAGUUGUUGAGGAUCAAAGAAGAGUCUUGCAAGCAAAGGGCUGUCUGCGAGUUUGAGAAAUUUUUGGCUAAGAAAGGAAUUGCUUCUGUAAUUCUGAAAGGAGUGAGUAAAAAGAUUCCAGGAAUGGAGAAGUAUUUAGAUGCUGCGUAUCGAGGAAUAGCAAAUGAAGAUUGUGGUUAUGCAUUUAAUUCCUGUCCGUACACUCUUGGCCAAUCCGUUCUAAGGUCCAUUGGAUUGAAUUAG
Uloborus diversus is the source of this 921-nucleotide messenger RNA. RefSeq lists its product as uncharacterized. Lineage: Eukaryota; Metazoa; Arthropoda; Arachnida; Araneae; Uloboridae. The record is from RefSeq and is a predicted model, not a curated record. Bases 1 to 921 code for a protein of 306 amino acids. The transcript has 2 exons.